AUGAGCUCCGAGACUCCUCUCAUCACAAUCUCAGCGAAAACCCCAACGCAGACUUAUUCAGUGGAAAUUGACCAAAAUGCGACUGUCAGCGAUCUCAAAGACAAACUUCUUAUCCAGCUUACGAACGCUACCAAGAAUCGACUGUGUGUUAUCUACACCGGUAAAAUCUUGAAGGACGAGGAGACGCUUUUGCAGCAUAAAAUCGGCAAUGGUCACACCGUUCAUUUGGUAGUUCGAGCUGAGCAACGUGCACCGCCCGCGGCUCCACCAUCUGUAGCUCCAUCGGCUGCUACUACUACUACUACGCCAACAGCUCCAGGCGCUGGAUUGACUUUCGGCGGUAUGCCACAGCCAGGCGAUAUUAUGAACAAUCCGGACAUGAUGCGUCGUAUGAUGGACAGUCCGAUAAUGCAAAGCUUGCUCAGCAAUCCGGAGCUCAUGCGCACCAUGCUUACAUCGAAUCCGCAAUUCCAACAGCUUAUUGAGAGAAACCCAGAAGUUGCUCAUUUGCUCAACGAUCCGAGUAUCAUGAGGCAAACGAUGGAAAUGAUUAGAAACCCAAACAUGUUCCAAGAAAUGAUGAGAAAUCAUGAUAUCGCCAUCCGCAAUCUUCAGGGAAUACCUGGCGGUGAAGCGGCGCUUGAAAGACUCUACAAUGAUGUGCAAGAGCCAUUGCUGAGCAGCACGACAAACUCGUUGAGUGGAAAUCCAUUCGCUUCGCUUCGUGAUCAGCCAGCAACCCCACGCAGCGAUCGUCAAGGACAGGAAAACAGCGAAGCUUUACCGAAUCCAUGGGCCCCACGUCAGCCGUCUGCGAAUACGGCUCCGGCGGCUACGAAUAAUCAAGCGGAAUCUGCUAAUCCAUUCGGAGGAAUGCUCAACUCGCCAGGAAUAUCGUCGCUCAUGCAGCAAAUGAUGUCGGAUCCGAAUGUUUCAGCUUCUCUCUUCAAUCCUCAAAUGAUGCAGCAAAUGAGGCAGAGUUUACAGUCGAAUCCGCAGCUUCUCGAUAUGAUUGUUAGUGCUAGUCCAGCUGCUCAAGCGAACCCAGAAUUGACAAGUGUUCUCCGCGAGCGUCUUCCCGAUAUGCUUGAUUUGAUGACCAAUCCUCAAGCACUCCAAGCCAUGCAAAAUCCACGGGUCGUUGAAGCCAUGCAACAGAUUCAACAGGGAUUCACCACUUUGAGAGCAGAGGCGCCGGAAUUGAUUGGAAUGUUCCGCAACAUGGGAGCUGGAGGUGCAAAUGCUGGCGCGUCUGCAGGUUCUGCCACAGGUGCUCAGAACUCCAGUACAAAUCCAACCGGAAUGGAUUCACAGAUGAACGCAUUGUCGCAACUUCUAUCGGGAAUGCGAACUGGUGGAGCAGCGCCACAGGCGACGAACAAUGUGAAUCCGGAGCAACAAUACGCGACGCAAUUGGAACAGCUGCAGGGCAUGGGAUUCUCGAAUCGCGCGGCCAAUAUUGCGGCGCUCACCGCUUCGUAUGGAGACUUGAACGCCGCUGUCGAACGGCUCCUCAACUCGCCACAGUAA
Messenger RNA from Caenorhabditis bovis, 1530 nucleotides. Lineage: Eukaryota; Metazoa; Nematoda; Chromadorea; Rhabditida; Rhabditidae. The record is from the annotation of a GenBank genome assembly.